This is a messenger RNA of Camellia sinensis, 1431 nucleotides long. The record is from RefSeq and is a predicted model, not a curated record. NCBI's taxonomy places the organism in Eukaryota, Viridiplantae, Streptophyta, Magnoliopsida, Ericales, Theaceae.
AUGGCAAACGAAAAUCAAAAUGGAUGGUUGGAGGAAGAACCUGAGAUGUUAGAUGAGCCUAUUGACUGGGAAGAGGAUCUAGAGGAGGAUCCAGAGGAGGACCCAGAAGAAGAGCCAGAAGAGAACUUGGAAUUAGAGGAAGAACUUGAGAUGUUAGAUAAGCCUAUUGACUGGGAAGAGGAUCCAGAUGAGGACCUAGAAGAAGAGCCAGAAGAGAACUUGGAAUUAGAGGAAGAACUUGAGAUGUUAGAUAAGCCUAUUGACUGGGAAGAGGAUCCAGAUGAGGACCUAGAAGAAGAGCCAGAAGAGAACUUGGAAUUAGAGGAAGAACUUGAGAUGUUAGAUAAGCCUAUUGACUGGGAAGAGGAUCCAGAUGAGGACCUAGAAGAAGAGCCAGAAGAGAACUUGGAAUUAGAGGAAGAACUUGAGAUGUUAGAUAAGCCUAUUGACUGGGAAGAGGAUCCAGAUGAGGACCUAGAAGAAGAGCCAGAAGAGAACUUGGAAUUAGAGGAAGAACUUGAGAUGUUAGAUAAGCCUAUUGACUGGGAAGAGGAUCCAGAUGAGGACCUAGAAGAAGAGCCAGAAGAGAACUUGGAAUUAGAGGAAGAACUUGAGAUGUUAGAUAAGCCUAUUGACUGGGAAGAGGAUCCAGAUGAGGACCUAGAAGAAGAGCCAGAAGAGAACUUGGAAUUAGAGGAAGAACUUGAGAUGUUAGAUAAGCCUAUUGACUGGGAAGAGGAUCCAGAUGAGGACCUAGAAGAAGAGCCAGAAGAGAACUUGGAAUUAGAGGAAGAACUUGAGAUGUUAGAUAAGCCUAUUGACUGGGAAGAGGAUCCAGAUGAGGACCUAGAAGAAGAGCCAGAAGAGAACUUGGAAUUAGAGGAAGAACUUGAGAUGUUAGAUAAGCCUAUUGACUGGGAAGAGGAUCCAGAUGAGGACCUAGAAGAAGAGCCAGAAGAGAACUUGGAAUUAGAGGAAGAACUUGAGAUGUUAGAUAAGCCUAUUGACUGGGAAGAGGAUCCAGAUGAGGACCUAGAAGAAGAGCCAGAAGAGAACUUGGAAGAAAAGUUCGAAGUAGGAGUUGAGGGCGAUUCCGAUCCUAAGUUUGACUCUGAUCAGGAGAUGGUGGAGUCUGAUCCUGAAUCCUCGAUAGAGGACGGCCCUGAGGCGGCCUUGAGGCAUAUAAUGGUGCCACCCGUCCUGCCAUAUGGAAAGGCAAUAUUUGUGAGGGUUACCCCUACUAGGAUGUGCUCUUGGAGGAGCUUGCCUAGAAAAGAUAUGUUUAUCGGGCCAAUUCAGAUAAGAGAAUAUCUAGACAAUAAUUUCUAUCGAGUAUGGAACCUACCUCCACAAUACGUCGCAAACAAGGGCGAUGCGUUUCUAUUACAAGAUAUCUGGACUACCCAUCCUCUUUUCGGUCACGUUGUCUGA